This is a messenger RNA of Dama dama (fallow deer), 1124 nucleotides long. It is a transcript of the gene CPVL, whose product is annotated as carboxypeptidase vitellogenic like. Gene Ontology annotation, biological process: proteolysis. Gene Ontology annotation, molecular function: serine-type carboxypeptidase activity. NCBI's taxonomy places the organism in Eukaryota, Metazoa, Chordata, Mammalia, Artiodactyla, Cervidae. The transcript is spliced from 8 exons. The record is from RefSeq and is a predicted model, not a curated record.
AUGGGCUGUUUCGCUCCUUGUACAGAAAAGCCCAUGUUUCCAGACCACGUAAAGGAAACCCAGGACAGCCAUUAUUUCUGACUCCUUAUAUUGACAGUGGGAAGCUUGCAGAAGAUAGAGCCACAGAAAGCACCAGUUGUCCUUUGGCUGCAGGGGGGCCCAGGAGGCUCAUCCAUGUUUGGUCUCUUUGUGGAACAUGGACCUUACAUUGUCAGAGAAAACAUGACUUUGGGUGCCAGAGACUUUCCUUGGACCACUACGUUUUCCAUGCUCUACGUUGAUAAUCCCGUGGGCACAGGUUUCAGUUUUACUGACCAUGUCCAUGGAUAUGCGAUAGAUGAGGAUGACGUGGCCCGAAACUUAUACAGUGCAUUAGUUCAGUUUUUCGAGUUGUUUUCUGACUAUAGAGACAAUGACUUUUACGCCACUGGGGAGGAGCCUGAUGACCAAAGUUACUACGGGAAAUUUUUGUCCCUCCCCCACGUAAGACAAGCCAUCCAUGUGGGAAACCAGACUUUUAGUGAUGGAGCCAAAGUUGAAAAGUACUUGCGAGAAGAUACAGUCAAGUCAGUGAAACCGUGGUUAGCUGAAAUCAUGAAUAAUUACAAGGUUCUAAUCUACAAUGGCCAGCUGGACGUCAUUGUGGCAGCUUCCCUAACAGAGCGCUCCUUGAUGGCCAUGGACUGGAAGGGAUCUCAGAAAUACAAGAAAGCAGAAAAAAAAGUUUGGAGGAUUCUUAAAUCUGAUCCUGAAGUGGCUGGUUAUGUACGGCAAGUGGAUAACUUCUGUCAGGUAAUUGUUCGAGGUGGAGGCCACAUUUUGCCCUAUGACCAGCCUCUGCGAGCUUUUGACAUGAUUAAUCGAUUCAUUUUUGGAAGAGGAUGGGAUCCUUAUUGAUGGAUAAGCUGCUUUCCUAAAGGAGACCAUCAUGGCUUUUAAUCUUUGAAAAGAAAGUUUUCAAGACAGAAAAUGUUACAUAAAUAAGAAAAUUAUCUUUUUAAAACUGCAAAAUUUUCCUCAUCAAUAAAAAUUAUCCUUAAAACAAAUGAGGUUCUGUUUGGGGGGAGAGAUGGUUCAUUACAAAAUUAACUGUAAGAAAAUGUUGUGCAUGAGUGAGAAUUACA